AUGCGUGUUAAACCCUACCUGUGUUUCGGUCACUAUAGGCUAUAUAUAGCCUGCAGCGUCAUUACAAAACCGAAGUUCAAGCACCAGGACAAGUUGACUGACGAAGGUCGGAUUGGACGUGAUGUAGCGGACAAGGACCUAAACGGGCAGUUUGAGCGCCUAGGAUUCCGAUUUUACAACCGCGAUGAUAUCAGGCUGCUAUCGGUUCGACAGGUGACUAAUGAAUUAGCGUUCGACAAAUUUACGGGUCGUGGAGUUGAUGGGGGCCUACACGAUGCAUCCAUGGGUACAGCACCAUUCCCUGAAAAGGACUUGUGCGGGCACUGUGGACUAGACUUUUUCGCAUGCCCGGGACAUUUUGGGCAUAUUGAAUUUUCAAAGCCAGUGUUCAACCCACUGUUUUUUGACCUGCUGUUCAAGCUCAUGAAAGCCUUCUGCUUUGGGUGUUUUCGUAUAUAUAGUGUAGAUUACCUGGCAGCCGCAUUGCACCACUUGGGUGCUGCAGGUAGGCUUGAAAUUACUUUUUAUCCAUCUUCUCGGAAUCCAGCCUCUACUCUCCCUGGUAAACCGAAGCAAACUGAGUUAGCCGAGCUCGAAGGCCUGUCCGAGACCGAACUAACGAAGAUUGCCCUUCGCUCUUUGUCAUCCAGACCGCGUGUCCCGUGCAAACUGUGCUGUACGCGUUCAUGGGUCUUACGACAUAUUAACAAACAACAGCUAGUGAUGCGCCCGGUGUCGGAGAACGCGCGUAGUAGAUCAACUGCGUCUGAGAUGAAAAUGAAUGAAGAAGAGGAAUCGAUUGAAGAUUUCCUAGCGUCAGCUGCUGUGCAGGAUCCACGGUUGGCUCCUACCCUUGCUGCUCUGGCGGAUGGUGAAGAUCGAUCUUUUUUUGUAGAGCCGAUGGAGCGGAAAACUUGUUCCGAUGUGAACCCGUCUCAGGAGCAACUUUUAGAGGAGGCUCGAAAGCAAUUGAAUGAAAUGUCAAAAAGUUCCGUGAAUUCAAAGGAAACAUGCUUGUUACCAGAAACGGCUCGUCUAUUUCUCAGAUGCCUGUGGACCAACGACGCCAGUCUUCUUCGCUUGUUGUUUCCCAUGCUAAAUUCUGCAGCGAUCUCGCACGAGUUCGCGACAGACGUCUUCUUUAUGGAUGCCGUUCUCCUUUCACCUUCCAUCUGUCGACUCCCCCGUUAUGUUGGUGGUCUGGCUUUCGAACAUCCCGAAACCGCUGUCUACUCACGUGUGGUUCGACGCGCUCAGUGUUUAUCACAUAUCGUUGACUUCAUCGAACAGCGGCAACAACAGGCGCAGUUAGAACAGACUGAUAGGGAGAAUGCGUUUCAACAGUCGUUAGCUGAUCUAUCCACUGAUCCAGACGCCUCACUGGUUAAUCUGGACGAUACAACGCGGAUCGAGGGUGCAUUGAAACUGGCCUGUAUCCUCUUACAAGCUGCUGUUAAUGGACUUUAUGACAUGAAUGCGGCCACCAUUCCAACCGGCUUGGAUAGCAAAGUGGGUGGCUUAGGUAAAUCGGUCGUCCGGUUGCCCGGGCUGCGGCAGCGACUGGAGAAAAAGGAAGGUCUCUUUCGGAUGCAUAUCAUGGGCAAACGAGUCAACUAUGCUUGUCGAUCUGUCAUCAGUCCCGAUCCAAUUCUUGAUGUAACCGAAGUUGGCGUGCCGCUGUUUUUCGCCACCCGCUUGACUUUCCCCACUCCCGUGAACAUGCAUAACUUGGCCCAAAUGCGCCAGCUCGUUUCCAACGGACCGGAGAUUUAUCCGGGAGCACGAAGCGUACAAACCCCAGAAGGGCAACUUAUCCACCUACCUCGCGGGAACACGGCUCAGGCGAAACGUAGGCGCGAGACUCUUGCUGGCUGCCUCAUCCCAGUGUCUUCCACGUCAACAGGAAUCCCGUUUGUUGUCAAUCGGCACGUACUGCAAGGUGACAUGCUGGUCAUGAACCGUCAGCCGACACUGCAUAAACCAUCGAUGCAGGCCCAUCGCGUACGUAUAAUUCAUUCCACUGCUGCCAAAACACUUCGUAUGCACUACUCUAAUUGCCGAGCCUAUAAUGCAGAUUUCGAUGGGGACGAGAUGAACGGUCAUUUGGUUCAGAGCUACACUGCACUAGCAGAACUGGAAUCCUUAGCCUCUGUACCUUCUCAUUAUUUGGGCCCGAAGGAUGGCGCUCCGUUAGCUGGGCUUAUUCAAGACCACGUGAUUGCCGCAGUCAAGCUCACCAUGCGUGACCGUUUUUUCGAUCAAUCCGACUAUUUAGAUUUGGUGUAUCAUGCAUUGCGUUCGGUGUUUGAUGCGGCGAAGUACACUUGCUCUGGACCCCCCACAUUGGUUACCCUCCCACCGGCAGUCAUGUGGCCGAAGCGGUUGUGGACUGGGAAGCAAGUCGUUUCUACUCUUCUAAUUAACUUAACUCCGCCAGAUCUUCCAUACAUCAACUGCACUCUACGUGGUCGUCGUACCAAAGCCGAACUGUGGUCUGGAGUCGCCCCCGGACAAGCUACGCCCUUAUCCGAUGUGGACGUUGUGGUUUGUGAUGGCUAUUUGGUGUCUGGAAUGUUGGACAAAGCUCAUAUCGGCUCUUCCAGUGGUGGCCUCAUUCAUUGUGUGCAUGAACUACACGGGCCCAAAACUGCAGCACACCUACUCAACGGGAUCAGUCUAUUAGCCAAUCGUCUGCUUAAAUUCACCGCUUUUACAAUGGGAAUCAAAGAUAUGCUGCUGUCCGAUGAUGCGAAUGAAGAGCGUUCACGCAGGUUUGUCCAAUUGCGUGAUUUGGGACUUUGUGCAUUCGCCGAUGCGUUUGAAUUGGAUCCAAACAGUUUGACCGAACACGAAGUCCGUCGACUAUAUCGCCAAGCACAGUUUGCUCCGAGUACCGAUCAGGUGUUGAGCAAGCGGAUACUGCAACUGGAUAAUGCUAUGAAGAAUCGAUUAAAGCGUGCACAAGACGCUGUUUGCGACUCAGCCAUCCCCUCGGGUCUGUACGUCGGUUUCCCUGAGAACAAUUUGCAGUUAAUGGUGCAUGUCGGUGCCAAAGGUGGCAUGGUCAACGCUCAACAAAUGUCUGUGGCUCUUGGUCAAAUUGAAUUGGAGGGUCGCCGCGUGCCUUUAAUGCUCAGUGGUCGCAGUCUGCCGUCUUUUCCACCAUAUGAUGUACGACCCCGAGCAGGUGGGAUGUGCACCCAUCGCUUUUUGACGUCCCUACCGCCUCAAGAGCUCUUCUUCCACUCUAUGGCUGGCCGAGAUGGCUUAGUUGAUACCGCGGUGAAAACCAGCCGAUCUGGUUACCUCCAGCGUUCCGCUAUCAAACAUUUAGAGGAUCUGAGCAUACAGUAUGAUGGUACGGUGCGUGAUUCCGGAAAUAACGUUAUCCAAUUUCACUAUGGUGACGAUGGUGUAGACGUUUGUCAGGCAAGUUUUUUGCAAUCAGCUGGACUACAUCUGUUUGCCGACAACGCUGCACUUUUGAGUAUGCGCUGGUAUUCGUCAAACGGAUUGAACCACUCCAUAGGACAUCAGCACCUGCUUGGACCGAAUGCAUUGCCACGGCCAUUGCAGCAAAUUGCGGACCAGGUGGGAACGGAACGUCAGAUGCUGCUGAUGAAGUCACCAUCGGAGCACAAGAUUGCCAAGUUGUUUCGAAAAGCCCGUCGAGCUGAACGUUCUUUUGCUGAGACUGUCAAACAACAGAAGCAGCUAUCAUCAAUGGAACUUUUGAAUGCUGAUCUCCCCGACCCACCGUGCGUGGUGGCAUCGGCCCUGCGUGAAUUAUGUCUUGCUAAGUUGAUUAGCGCUCAAGUACCACCAGGUGAGCCUGUCGGCUUGCUAGCAGCCCAGUCAGUCGGUGAACCGUCCACACAAAUGACACUGAACACGUUUCACUUUGCUGGUCGCGGAGAGAUGAACGUGACCUUGGGGAUCCCGCGGCUUCGGGAGAUUCUGAUGUCUGGUUCCCCCCAUAUCAGUACUCCCUGUAUGGAAGUUCCAGUUCGUUCAACAAAUGAAGCGCGCCGUCGCUGUAUUCGAGUUGCGAAGCGCAUGUACAAACUCAAGCUGUUGGAGGCUAUCCGCCGCCGUCGAUUGGAAGCCGAAGCCGAAGAGGGUGGGCCGAUGGGUCGAGAUCAAGUGAUUGAUCUGGACGAGGUUGUGGAAUUAAAGUUGGACGGCGAUGAAGAUGACGAAGCAGCUGAGCUUCGUGAACUCGGAAUGGAUCCCGAACGACUGAAAGAGGAUGAUGGUAACUCGGACAAGGACGAGGAUGAUCAGUGGGAUGUUGAUGGGAAUAAAACGGGCACUGAUAAAAGUUGUAUGGAAAGAAGGGAAACUGAGACAAAGACUAUGGAUCCAACCACUUGGGACGCUUCGUUGCAAGCUGCUGUGGAGGUGGACGAUCAAGACGAGCAAGAAUUAGUACCGGAUAACGAAGCUAAAGUAGAUGAGGAGGACGAAGAAUUCGAAUUAGAAAGUCGUAGGACAGCGAUACACUUUCCUAUUGGGGAAACGGUGGACUAUGCAUCCGAUUCGUGCACUCUGGAGAUCCGGUUACAGCCUGCGUCGGCCUACUCAGAGCGUAGUCACGUGCGACCCUCGCGCGUCCUACGCUUCCUUGAACGGAUUUUGUUCCCUGAUUUGGCUAAACGACUAGAUCGAGAGCUAAAGGAUCAGGGGAAAACCACGCUUAUCCGUAGUUUUGCUCUGACAGCAUUAGCGCGUCAGCAGCAAACCGCCGGUAGAGCAGGGGCCGAAGGACCUGGGACGGCAGAUGAGGAUGAGGAAGGCGCUGAAAGGGAGGGUGGCAACCUGAGUGCUUGGAAGAGUUCUCGGGCACGUGACGAAUGGAACGAAGAUGAUGGUCAUGAGGCUAUCCGCCGCCGUCGAUUGGAAGCCGAAGCCGAAGAGGGUGGGCCGAUGGGUCGUGAUCAAGUGAUUGAUCUGGACGAGGUUGUGGAAUUAAAGUUGGACGGCGAUGAAGAUGACGAAGCAGCUGAGCUUCGUGAACUCGGAAUGGAUCCUGAACCUUUGGGUGGCAUGGCAUUUAGGCACCGAAAUGGUGUUAAAGCUGAACGAUUUUUGUCAUACUACAGAAGGUUUGGAACGAAAACAAAAUACCACUCGAACGGAGCUCCUCGGUCGCCAUCCCACUCUUCAAAAAGGGCACAAGAACUUCAUGCGAAAACUAUCGUGGCAUCAGCCUGGCAUCCAUCCCGUCUAGGUGGUGUAAGACAAGGCUGUUCUCAAUCACUUUUGCUCUUCAAAUUUGUUCUUGAUGUGGUGCACGAAAUUUCUCUGCUUGCCUCUGAGUAUGCGGAGUAUACUGCCCUCCUCAGUUCAGAUCCAUAA
Opisthorchis viverrini is the source of this 5358-nucleotide messenger RNA. RefSeq lists its product as hypothetical. Gene Ontology annotation, cellular component: RNA polymerase I complex. Lineage: Eukaryota; Metazoa; Platyhelminthes; Trematoda; Opisthorchiida; Opisthorchiidae. The transcript is spliced from 20 exons. Gene Ontology annotation, biological process: DNA-templated transcription. Gene Ontology annotation, molecular function: DNA-directed RNA polymerase activity; DNA binding. Bases 1 to 5358 code for a protein of 1785 amino acids. The record is from RefSeq and is a predicted model, not a curated record.